AUGACGAGUCCUGCCACCAGCCCACCGAGCGAGCCAUGCUCGGUUGCAAAGGAGGAGCAGGCAUCAAGCCUUGUGGCGAUACCAGAGAAAUCACCAGCAAGUGCAGUCACACAGCCGCCGCCCUAUACGGCCUUCUCUCGCCCGAGGAGAGUGUUCAUUCUCGCGGUGGUGACAGUGGCCGGCUUCUUGGGUCCAUUGGCAGGAAACAUUUACCUCCCUGCCUUGCCUGUUUUAGAACAUGAGUUUCAAGUAAGCACUGCAGCUAUCAAUGCGACCGUUUCCGUAUUCAUGGCGGUGUUCGGCUUCGGUCCCCUCUUUUGGUCAAGCUAUGCGGAUUGGAAGGGACGAAGACCGUUGUACUUGAUCUCUCUAGUAGUAUAUAUCAUCGCAAAUGUUUUAAUGGCUGUGCUUCCGACAAGCUUUGGGGCUCUGGUGUUUCUGCGCAUCGUCCAGGCGUUCGGCUCAUCGGCUGUCGUGUCAAUGGGUGCUGGUACAGUCGCUGAUAUCACGGAGCCCAAGCGACGUGCCCGGGCCAUGUCCUACUUCAUGCUGGGCCCUCAGUGCGGUCCUAUUUUGGGCCCGAUUCUGGGAGGUGCAAUCGUUGGUCAAGCAAGCUGGAGAUGGAUUUUCGCAUUCUUGGCAAUUAUGGCGGUUGCGCUUUGGCUCGUCAUGCUUCUAUUCCAGCCGGAGACCCUUCGCGCCCGUGUAGGCAACGGAAAGCCGUAUAGUGAUAAAGGUUGGAUCCUAUGGCCUCCCAACCCACUCUCCUGUCUCGCCCCCGAGCCCGAACGCGGACCUCCUCCCCCGAAACCUACCCUAAAAGGCUACUGGCGCCUUUUCACCUAUCCUCCCAUCGGCAUCGUCUCUGUCAAUACCGCCAUUCUUUAUUCGUCAUAUUUCGGGAUCGCGGUCCAGCUUCCUACAGCACUGGAGAAUGUAUAUCACUGGAGCUCAACGGAGGUCGGAGCUGGAUACCUUGCCGUUGGCGUUGCGAUGAUUGUCGGCUCCAUUGCUGGCGGUCGAUGGUCUGACUGGCGUCGAGCUCGCAUGGUCAAGGCGCUUGGAGACGAUAAGGUCACACCGGAGGCCAGGCUUCGGGACCAGAUUGAAGGCAUAAUACUUUGUGCCGCCGGUCUAGUAAUGUUUGGCUGGUUCGUGCAUAGGGCAACUCAUCCGGCAGCAGUGCUAGUGUCGACAUUUCUGGUGUUCUCUGACGCAGGAGAGAGCAGUUCCAACCUUGGAGUUGAAGAUGAAAGAAGAAAAGCCCUACUCCAAUCGUUUACGGCGGAGGAGGACAAGCGAAUCCGGAGGAAGAUUGAUAGGCGGUUCUUAUUUUUGAUCGGCAUGAUGUACAUUAUCAAAACAUCGCGAAUUAUGUUAACUUGGGGUAUUGUGCUCGCCUGUCAUGCAGCAGCAAAGAAUAAAGAAACUCUCUGGGCACUACGUUUCCUCCUUGGGAUGUGCGAAGCAGGCAUGUUUCCAGGUAUAGCUGCCCAGCUAUGCGGCUGGUACCGCAGCGAUGAGAUGGGCAAGCCCAUCAUGUGGAUGUUCGGUUUCCAGAAUACGUCCGGAAUUGUAGGUUCGCUAUUAGCAUAUGGAAUAUCAUACAUGAACGGGUUACGUGGAAUGAGUGCAUGGCGAUGGGUCUAUUUAUUAGAAGGCCUAUUUACCAUCCUUUUCUCCGGAGUCAUCUACCUUGUCCUUCCAGACUGGCCCAAGUCUCCUAGGACUGGAAAGUGGCUUUCGGAACGAGAACAAGACUAUGUCGAAGCACGACUAUCAGAGAAUGCACCCAAGACAGCAGACUCCGACUUUUGCAAAGAAGAAGUGAUCGCAUCACUCAAGGAUCCGCGAACCUAUGCCUUCAUGCUAUCCCAGGUUCUCGUCAAUUUUUCAGGAUACGCCUUAACAUGGGAGCUUCCCACGAUCACCACCAGUCUUGGGUUUGCGGGGCUUCCACGCAAUCAGUUGCUUAAUAUCCCGCCAUCUGCGGCGGCAGUCCUAGCGAUUAUCUUCUCAGGCUGGUUCCUGAAACAGGCAUACCUGACUCGCCCUGCGUACACCAUGUUCUGUAUUAUGGGACCAAUGCUUGUGUGUUUCAUCUUGCUAACAGUUUUGGAAUCCCGCGUUGGAAUCUAUAUCUCGUGCGUGUUGGGCAAUAUGUUCUAUUCGGUAUAUUUCAUUCCGUUCUGGGCAUGGCGAACAUCUUCCCUAAAAGGGACUACCGGCGCCGCAUUCACAUUAGCAUUCCAGUCCUGCGUUGGCCAAGUUGGCGGCGUUAUCGGACCACAACUUUUUCAAUCCAAAUUUGCCUACAACGGAUACAAGACACCAUUCGGUAUUUGUGCCGGUGUGAUUGGUGCAGCCUGUCUAGCGAACCUGUGGACAUGGUGGUUGACCAGGAAUGUUGAGUGGGAUGUCCGUAGAAUCCGUCGGUUAAGAAUUAAGGAAGAGAAGCAGGGCCGUAUCUAUGCCGAUGACGAUGUUAAGGUCUAUGAGGAGCGGCAGUUCUACAAGGGAGUUACGAAGAAAGGAUCUGAGACCCAUGUGGUUGAGACAGUUUAA
This is a messenger RNA of Aspergillus pseudotamarii, 2565 nucleotides long. Its product is annotated as major facilitator superfamily domain-containing protein. Bases 1 to 2565 code for a protein of 854 amino acids. The transcript is spliced from 8 exons. The record is from RefSeq and is a predicted model, not a curated record. NCBI's taxonomy places the organism in Eukaryota, Fungi, Ascomycota, Eurotiomycetes, Eurotiales, Aspergillaceae. Gene Ontology annotation, biological process: amine transport; transmembrane transport. Gene Ontology annotation, molecular function: amine transmembrane transporter activity.